Daucus carota subsp. sativus is the source of this 1069-nucleotide messenger RNA. Its product is annotated as transcription factor bHLH92. The transcript is spliced from 3 exons. The record is from RefSeq and is a predicted model, not a curated record. Bases 71 to 811 code for a protein of 246 amino acids. NCBI's taxonomy places the organism in Eukaryota, Viridiplantae, Streptophyta, Magnoliopsida, Apiales, Apiaceae. Gene Ontology annotation, molecular function: protein dimerization activity.
AUCCAAACAAGACCGUUAUUUUAAGAUUUUAACUUUUAAGUUGCUAGCUAGUGAGCUGGAUUAGUAAGAGAUGGAGCACUUCUUUGCUUAUCAUUCUCAACCAGCUGAUUUCUCAUGGCCCCAAGAGGAGGUUCUGGCCCAGCCAAGUGCUUUUGUUUCUUAUACACAGCAAUCAGUGAAUGAAGCUCCAGCGGUUGGGAGUGGUGGUGUUAAUGUGAAGAAAAGAAUGAGGGAGUUCUUGAUGAGGAGUAUGAGUACUAGUGAUCGGGAAAUGUGUGAUUAUUCGGAGAAGGAACGGUGUCGACGACACAUGCUGAGUGAGAGGAUGAGGAGGGAGAAGCAGAAGAACAAUUACAUGCGCUUGCAUGCUUUGUUGCCCUCUGGAACCAAGAGGGAUAAACAUUCCAUAAUAUUAACAGCGGCUCAAGAGGUUCAAGAGUUGAAGAAAUGUAGAGAAGAGCUGAGGAGACAGCAGAAAGAGAUGCUGGGAGCAAUAGAGGGAAGUAGAGGUGAGGAGGAAUCAGAAAUGGAGCAAGCUAAAAUAAGAAUAGAUGUUGCACGUCCUUCAUCUGGAGUAGAUUCAAUGCUGGAGGUUUUGAAGUGUUUGAAGCAUACCAACUCAAAUGUCAGACUCAUACAAUCCAAGUUCUUGCCUCAACAAUUUUCUGCCGUUCUAGGAAUCGAAACUAAGGUUGGAGCCGCGGAAGUAGAACAGGAAGUACACAGAACAUUAUUCCAAGUAGAGAAGAAGUUUCGCCACAGCCGCGUAGAACCUUCUCACACGCAUGGGAGCUUCUUGUUUCAUUCUUGAAUUUAGUCUUAAACUGUCUAUGCCUGUAAUUAACGAAGCUUCUAAUCUAGCCACACCUGCUCAAUCAUGUGUACUUCAAGAGCACGUGUGUAACAAUAGUGUUUAUUAUCCGAGUAGUGUGUAUUUGACAUGCAUAGUUUGGAAGUACUAGUCAAAUCUAGUUGCCAAACGUGUGAAAAUGCAGUCUUUUUGAAUAUCGCUUAGUAGAACCGCAUGGAUGAAUAAAUUAUGGAAAUCUCAAAUCCGGCCUUUUGUUUA